CGCCGUGGCUGGCCUCGCCCUGGGGCGCCACAGGCACGAGCCACGGCGCAGCCGGCGCCCCCGCCCAGCAGCCGGCGGCCGGCGCCACGGGCGGUCCGCCGGCAGGGGUCGAGGGCCCGCUGGGCUACCGCCUGUACGGCUCGCAGGGCUCGGAGCCCGGCGGCUGCUCCGGCCCCUCCUCCCCGUCCUCGUGUUCCACGCCCGACGACCUGGAGGGCAUCUACUCCUUCGACGCCCGCAGGCUGGAGGAGGCCGCCCGCGCCUCGCCUCGCGCCGGCGCGGGCGGCGCCGGCAGCCCGCCGCGGGCCGGCGACCGCGGCAACGAGCCUCGGCACCAGGC
This is a messenger RNA of Prorocentrum cordatum, 340 nucleotides long. Lineage: Eukaryota; Dinophyceae; Prorocentrales; Prorocentraceae. The record is from the annotation of a GenBank genome assembly.